Molecule: messenger RNA, 417 nt
Organism: Ilex paraguariensis (yerba mate)
Lineage: Eukaryota; Viridiplantae; Streptophyta; Magnoliopsida; Aquifoliales; Aquifoliaceae
Source: the annotation of a GenBank genome assembly
AUGGAGGUUUCAAUCGAACGGAUCAACCUUAAUUGGCAGGAUGAUUCACAACAAAAAUGUGAAGGGAAAAUCAGCAUAUGUGACAAUGAUGAUGACAUGAAGAAAGGUCAAGUCAUGCAAAAUUGGCUCUCAUUAGGAAUUAGAGGUGGCAACAGAUGGCUGAAAGAAGGCUGGAAAUGUUUGGCCACGCAAAUGAGAACAGGAGUUGAUCCUUUAAGAAGAGUAGUAUGUUUAAACAAGGGACAAGUAAUGAAGAUAAAAAAUGUACAAGAUUCGUUGGUACUUUAUUGGAGCAUAUUGCCUGGUAGAGCAAAGUGGGAAACAAAGAGGAAAAGAUUCAUGCACUUGAUAUAUAUUCCGCUAAGGAACUGUGAUGUUGACUUGAGACCUAAAACUGCAAUUGUAAACACAAUGUAA